AUGACUUCGACUGCCCAAACCAGAAGGAAGCCAAAUUCCCUCGCCUUCGCCCAGACUGAUUGCCACACUUGCGCCGCUAGCGGCGUGCAGUGUGAUCGGCAGCGUCCUCAAUGUACGACCUGCCUGAACCAGGGUCGCAAAUGCGGAGGCUUCGCCACCCCCCUGUCAUGGGAUGACCGACGGACUUAUCGCGCAGGCGUCAGACCGGCCACUAGCGAGGCGGAACAGGCUAAUACAGGGAUGCGAGGCGAACGAGCUCCGAGGUCGAGACAAACUAGGCCGUUCCGUUUUGUGCUCGGGGGAAAGAGGGAGCGAAAGCGCCGCAGGGUCGAUCAGCUGCCGGAUGAGGCGUGUUUGCAGGUCUUCGACGGAUCGACCGGGAGGAUUGAGUCGGCGAUUGGGGAAGGCGCUGACGCUGACGGGACGGGAUUCGAGUGUGCUGCAGGUUCUGUGGCACUUGAGACUCCAGACAGGUCGUUUGACUUUCCGAAUCUUGUUCCGGGAGCUGGGGAUCCGGGGCUGUCUGUUGCGCAGCAGGACUAUCUACAAUCGCUGCUUCAGGUUGACACGUCGACGCCAGAUCUGAACGGCAUGACAUUGAUGGAACGGUCAAAUGAGACGAGCGGGGUCUCGGUCUUGGAGGAUAUCUUUGAAGAUGGUCUGCAGUUUUUGAACGCAGACAAUGCGCCGCUGGACGGCGUGGUAUCCACAUUUCGCGCACCGAUCAUGGAAUCAAGUGGAGGGGGACUUGGGGGCGGGCAGGUUGGCAACGAGCACGACGCGCUAUUGCAGCUGUAUGAUACGGAAUUCUGCAUUCUGCCCUUGACGUCUGAUACUGCGUUGAACCCAUUCCGCUACCGAAAGCCUCUCCCUCAAGGAUCCAAGUUGCUAUUUCAUUCCAUUCUCGCAUUAUGCUGUCGACACAUAAGCCAGAUUACAGGGACAUGGUCGUCUGAGGAGCGCGAGCAUCGAAGCCAGGCCAUGAAGCUAUUGGAGUACACGCUUCGAAAUGAUCAACUAACGAGGGAAGGACUGACAUUGCUGGAUCCGAUUCUAAUUCUAUUUACGCUCGACUGUACUAUCUCUGCCUCUGGUCAAUGGUCCACACAUCUGACUCGCGUAUUCUCGAUCCUCGAAUCCUGUGGCGGAGUAUCAGCUCUCAACAACGCGCGCAUCAGAGCACAGGUUGCCAUGGUUGUGUGGUGGGAUAUCACUCUAGCCCUGGUAUCCCGACAUGGAACCGUCUUCCCAGAAGCCUAUCUUAAGCGUCUUACACAAGCAGAAAAGCACGACAAAUGGUCCUUCUACGACCUAACCGGCUGUCCCAGCGACCUAGUCGUCAACAUGUUCCAGCUUGCACAGCUCGCACACCAAAGCGAGAUCGCAUCAUCCAUGACAUGGCUGAGCUUCGACCUGGCACCGGUCAUUCAGAUCCACUCACACUUGAAAAACGGAAAGUCAUUCUCGUCGUCAUUCCCCACACCGGACCCUCCCAAUUCCACAACCGCCGCCGCAGCCAGCAGCAAGGAACCGGGCAAUUCAGCCGAGAACACCGAGGAGGAAUCUGAGGAAUCUUUCCACGCACAGGAAGACCAGCACCAUUGCAUUGAAGCCUGGCGACAUGCUCUGCUGCUCUACAUCGAGCGCAUAUUCAAAUGGGACCGAUCCUCGGAGCGCCGACCAGCUGCCAUUCCACGUCUGCUGCGGAUCACUCUGGAUCAUGUGCGAUGUUGUCGACGAACGUCCCAAACGCAGAAACAGUUGCUACUCCCCGUGUUCCUGGCGGGUAGCGAAACGGGGGAUGAGGAGAUGCAGCAAGUAGUUAGAGAGUACUGUCAAUGGUGGGGCGAGCGAAGUAGAUAUAACAUGUUCCAUUCGGUGCCUACUUUAUUGGAGGAUGUCUGGGGAGGGAAUAAAUGGUGGGGGGCGGUGGUGGAUGAGAAGACUAGAGCUGCGGGCAACGGGGCGAAGGUGCAGUUUUUAUUUGGGUAG
Molecule: messenger RNA, 1992 nt
Organism: Aspergillus steynii IBT 23096
Lineage: Eukaryota; Fungi; Ascomycota; Eurotiomycetes; Eurotiales; Aspergillaceae
Product: Zn(II)2Cys6 transcription factor
Exons: 4
Coding region: 1-1992 (663 amino acids)
Biological process (GO): positive regulation of transcription by RNA polymerase II
Cellular component (GO): nucleus
Molecular function (GO): zinc ion binding; DNA-binding transcription factor activity, RNA polymerase II-specific; transcription cis-regulatory region binding
Source: RefSeq, a predicted model, not a curated record